Molecule: messenger RNA, 183 nt
Organism: Racocetra fulgida
Lineage: Eukaryota; Fungi; Glomeromycota; Glomeromycetes; Diversisporales; Gigasporaceae
Source: the annotation of a GenBank genome assembly
UAUUUUCAAGAUCUUAGCGACCUCCAAGACUUUCAAGAACUUAAAAACUUUGAAUACAAUAAAGGCAAUCAAGAUUUUAAUAAUCUGAAGGAUACUUAUGAUCAUUCCUGUAUUCAACUUUUUCAAGACCUUUGCGAUCAUCAUAACAUUCAGGAACCAUGUGACCAGUUUCAGAGUAUUUAA